This is a messenger RNA of Ilex paraguariensis (yerba mate), 237 nucleotides long. The record is from the annotation of a GenBank genome assembly. Lineage: Eukaryota; Viridiplantae; Streptophyta; Magnoliopsida; Aquifoliales; Aquifoliaceae.
AUGACUGUCAAAGUGGAAGCAGCAUCAUCAACUGUUGAAUCAAUAGAGACGAAAGAAGCUAAGCCAAAUUGGAAGAGAGAGAAGAAGUUGAAACUAAAGCUAAAUCAACUAGAGCAGCAUCCGACAGUAGCAUUUACUUUUUUCUUACGAAUACUACAGCUGGUGGAGCAAGGGAACGAGCUAAGUGAUUGCACUGAGAGCGAGUAUCGGGCUAUGUUCUCAGAGGAAGUUAGAGAG